GCUACUCUGAAAACAUUUAGAACGUAAACACGAAAGGAACAAGCUUAUACUUGCUUUGUUUGUGGGGAAAAAACAACAACAAAAAGACUUAUAAAUUAAAUACUGGAACCUCGAAUAUGCAUUCAGGUGAACCAAAUAUUCAUAGCUAGUUUAAAAAAUAGAAAAAUGUAUACAGGGAUGCCAUUCCAUUAUUUAGCCUGGCCUAGCCUAGCCUAAUCACUAAUUCAAAUUGACUAAUUAUUUGCAAAUACUUUUUUUAUUUUGAAUCUGAUGAUUAAAGGAACCUUGAAUGUGAUUUUACUCUUUUAGCAAGCUUAGUGAAGUUAGUCUUAGAUUCAGACUUUGAUGAUCAGUUUUGUCUUGAGUUGAUACAGUCAUAGUGUUACUGUUACAGCCUCUUUCGGCUCUUACUCUUACUAGCUUUACACUUACAACUCAUACUCAGUGACAACUGUGUUGUUUAUUAUUAUUAUAUUAAGUUUCUGCUUACCAAAUAAAAUGAAGCUGAUUUUUUUGCCUUUUAAUGUGAAUUGUUAUUUAAGAAAACUCUUUAUAUUUAUAAUUAAUUAAAUAAUUAAGUUGGCUUAAUGGAUUUCAAUUAGAGAAUACUCUGAAGCAUCGGUGCCAUCAGGAAAAGGGGUAAAGACAUAUGAAAUGGCUUUUUGAUUUAAAAUACUACAAGCAGGGCUGGAGGAAGUUAACAAUCAAACAACACAAAACAUGACUAUGAUAAGAGAACAGACAGAUGAAACCAUUAAAAUUAGAAACCACACUUUUGAAAAAGUAUAUCAAUUCAAAUAUCUAGGAUCUUUUUUAAAUGAAAGAAACGAAAUGCUAACAGAAAUAAAAGAAAGAAUAUCACCCGGAAACAGGGCAUACAUGAGUAGUCAGAAAAGGCUCAAAAGUAAAAACAUUACAAGAAAAACAAAGAAUACUAUUUAUAAAACUGUAAUCAGGCCAAUUGUAACAUACGCAAGUGAAACGUGGACCUUAACAAAAUGGCAGGAAACCUAUUAAACACACGAAAGUGAAAAUUUCUCUGGCAAAUAUAUGGACCAACAUGAAAAUAGAUGGAGAAUAUGAACCAACCAGGAAAUGUAUAAUCUAUAUCAGGAUCCCAUGCUAGUAGCAGAAAUAAAAAAGAGCAGGGUACGCUGGGCGGGACACUGAAAAAGAAUACCAAAUCACAGUGGAGUGAAGAGGAUGCACCACUAAAACCCCAGAGGAAAACAGCUGAAAGGCAGACAUAGGCUUCGAUUGAUGGAUGAUGUGGAAAAAUAUCUACAACAGCUGGGUAUGCAAGCAUGGAAAAGAAAAGCAUUAGUUAGGUCUAAGUGGAAGAAAGUGGUGAGGCAGGCUAAAGCCCUACAUGGGCUGUAGCACCACAGGGAUAGAUGGGAACUAAUUGAUUGUAAUUGUUCAUAAUCCUUGUAAUUGUUAGAAAAAAAUAAAGUUCAUCUUGCAUGCACAUAUUAUAAGUUUAUCUGAUUUUCUUUUUUACAGAGAUGUUAACGAGAUUGCAAGGAAUUCUUUGACCUCUGCAUAAAAAGUUUAGUUUUAAAACUAUGGCAUCAUUUUUGCCAUAUAAAAUUCCUUAUCAGAACCAACUGCAGUUUAAUCUAGGUGUUCCAAUAACAACAGAGAACAUGGGUGUUCAGUUUCAGCAGCCUCGGCCAAUUCUAGUGGAGAGAAUAUCCGGCCAACAUGGAAUACCUGGAAAAGUUUCAGCUCAACAUUCAGGUUUGCUUUAGAUAUAGCCCAGUGGAAUAUACAAAUUAUGUACUCAUUAUUUUUUAAUAUUUGCUUAAUGGAUGUAAUCUUCAGUUAUCUUUACCACCUGGCAAUGGAUUAAAUAAAGUUGCUUUUUCUCUAACAUCUUUCUAAUAUUAUUUCUUCUACACAUUGAAAAGAAAGUUAGAAUUUAGUCUUUUGUUAGUCUUUUGUUUUGUAUAAGCUUGAGACUUUAGGAUUUAUGUUUUUAAAUCCAUUGGAAAAAAAUAUCUUGACCAAGUGCAAAUUACUCUGCAGUUUCUGUUGUUAACAAUUUGUUUAAUACUACUAAUAAAUGAAUACAUCUUGAAUUUUUUUUUCUUAAAGAGCCAACAAGAGAAUCAGGUGUAAAUUAUUCCAUACUAUCAGAAGAUAAAAUGUCUAUGAUGUCACAUCUUGCAAGACGAGAUAUACACAAUGGAUAUUUACAAGCUAAGGUAGUGUAAUGUUGCCUACUUCCUGCUUAGUAAAAACCUUAAAAGGCAGAUUUCUAAACCAGGGGUGGGCAAACUAGGGCCCACAGGCUUUAGAUAUUAUGCGGCCCCCGAAGGCAUUUAGAAAUUUUAAAAAAUUACUUUGUUUUUAAGCUAUUUUGUUGAAUUAUACUGAAUUUCACGUACCGUUAUGAUUGUUUUAACAUUUUUUAUCAUCUUUCUUUCUAAUUUUCUUUUUCUUUAACAGUCCCUGACUUUUGUCAUGUAAUGCUAAAAUGCAAAUUUACUGAUUUUAAUUUCAGAGAAAUGUUUAUCCGCAUGUAAAAAUUGGACACAAUAUACAUGCGGUCCCCCAAUAGUUUUACAAGUGUCAAUGUGGCCCUCCGCCCAAAAAGUUUGCCCACCCCUGUCCUGAACCCUUGGGUAUGGGAAGCUUCAACAAUGGUUCUGAGAAGCUACUAAAGCGGAUAUGUUAAUUAUUAAAAUUGUGACAUCAGCAGAAAAAAUUGUGGGGACACUUCACAGUGAGGUCAAGGGGGAAUAUUAAUUGAAAAGUUUCAGAACUUCACAUUAAACAAAAACAACAGAUAAUUGUAACACCAGUAUUAGUAUGCUUUUUGAGAAAGAUUUCUUUUAUAUAUUUUCAAAAUUUUAAUUGACAGAGAGCAGCUGAAUCUCAGAGUGCAGAUGAAGCUCAGAGCCUGGCUAGAAAUCCUCAGACAUUCGCCUCAUCUCGCCACCAAGGGCAGAGUCGUAUUAGUGAUGCCAGGUUAAAGAAUAAACCUAACAAUCAACUAACAGUCAAAGAGACUGGGAAGAAUCGUGUUUUUGGUGCUGUACAGACCCCACCCCCUAGAAAACCCACCAUGUAUUAUAAGAGAGAUGAUUCAGUCCUGUCUGCAAGAAAUGGUAGUAUGUUAAUCAUCAUCAUAUCUUCUCUGUUCUUUCCAUCUUACAGACAUAGCUGUCUGUAAUAUUUUUUAUUUCUCUAUGGAUUUGGGGAGUCUGGUUAUAUUUAAGAAUUUUUGGACAUAUUAAGUCUCAGUUCGUUGCUUGGUUGGUAGAUUGGUUGGCUGGCUUGGUUAUAUUUAAGAAUUUUUGGACAUAUUAAGUCUCAGUUCGUUGCUUGGUUGUAGAUUGGUUGGCUGGCUUGUUUAUAUGAAACACAGAAAGGAUUUUGUUGAAAAUCAAAUAUCAGGUCAAAUUAGGUCCAAAUUUUAUCUGGCUUAGAUAGUUUUUGAGGAGGAAAGUUGAACUGAAUUAAAAUAUACUUACGGCAUAUAAUCUCAACAAAAAAAAAAGAAGAAAAAAAAAAUACUGAGAGAAACUUUAUUAUUGUUCAUAAUUUCACAUCGGAAAUAAUUAUAUGUACGGUAAAUAUUAAUUUGUAACAUUUAAAUCUGAUUUAUAAUUGAGGGUUUAGACUGUCAUAAUUGGUUUUCACCAGUUAUCAUGUUAAUAAAUAUUGACAUUUGUAGGCUUACUUAACCUUAAGUAAGGAUUUUUUUUUUCAUUCACAAUUUACUUCGAGACUCAAAUCAUCCAGAUAUUGAAAUUGAUACAAAAACACAUUGACUUGUAAUUGUUGGGCUACAUACUGAGGUGAAAAUAUUCUUUAUUGUUUCAGAGCAUUUCAGACUUGUAAAAAUAUUUUAAACUCAAUUCUUCUUUCCAAGAGGGCUUAAAGAAAAUGAUCAGUUUCUUUGUAAAAUAAGAUAUUAAUAUUAAUUCUGCUCUCAGUUUUUGAAAGAUUAAUUCUGCUCUCAGUUCUUGAAUGAUUAAUUCUGCUCUCAGUUCUUGAAUGAUUAUGAAAUAUAUGUUUGCAGAAUCUGUGAACACCACAGGGGGCUCUGAUGUGUAUUUCCCAGUGAAAACUGUCCCCCCUGAGGCAGGUCCUGUAGUGAAAGAUGAGAUGAUAAAACUUCAGAUGGAAAUCACAGGAUGCCUUCAUCUACUUGAAGCUGUUCUAAGUAGAGCCGUAUCAGGUAAUACAUUCUUGUCAUGGAUAAGUGUUCACCUGUUAUAGGCAAGAUAAGAAAUGAGUAAAACAAAGUAUGGUCAAACCUGAAAUAACAAAUACAACAAACGUGUCGGCAUGAAGCCUCGUCAGCAAACAAACAACAGAAAAAACAGAGAAUUAAAUAAACAAAAUAGCACUUAGCUGAGAAGCAGUAUCUGAGAAGCUAAGCAAGUUAAUAUAAACUAUACAAUGCAGGCAUGCUUGUUGAAAUUUUUGAAUAAAAUAGCAAAACGAGGUAUGUGUGAAGCUUGAAUAAGAUAACAGGACAAAAAACAAGGACGUUUCGGCAUAAAGCCUUCCUCAGCCAACAGUAUUCAUUUACUAAGCUUGAAAGCAGUCCUUUCAUUUAUAUUUUGAAAUUUUUGCCCAUAGUUUAUGUGCUUUAAUCUAUGUAAUAGCUCUCUCAUUGUUUAAGUGGCUAAUGUGCUUACAUGAAUCUCGCCUUGCAUACAAAUUUAGAACACAGUUUAGCAUUCCUCCUACCACCUGUCAAUUGUAAGCAAAAAGAAGGCUUCCUUAGUGUGGAAGAAGAUAUUCAUCGAGCUCAAACUCGAGCUGAGGAACAUAAGAUACGAUGCAUUCGAACAGUUUACAAUCUGACACAAAAGGUCAAAAAGCUGCAAAAAGAUAUUCCCACAACAGAUUUAACAAAUGCCAUUAGAAAGGUUUGUACCUUUUGACUCCAAGCUCUUUCUAUGUGAUUUUUAAAAUUGACAGAUUCAUUUUAUGAGGUUCUGGUUAGAUGAAAAAAUUAUUUUAUAAAUAUGGAUAAUUUUAUAAAUAUGGAUAUCAUAAAUGGUAAUAACUAGGUUUUGCUUAAAGAUUGGUUAGUUUUUUUUCUUUCCAUUUGAUGCUAGGAAAACAAAUGUACAUGAUAAAGUGUGUUAAAUCCAUUGUGAGUUGACAAACAAGUUCUCUUCAUUUCCUCUCAGGCUCAGAUAACGUCACAGUUGCCUGCCAUCCUUCGAGGCGCCUCCAAAGCUAUCCAGGUAUUUGUCAGCCAUCUCCCCUUCCAAAGGCUGGAGUCUGGCCUGCCCCCUCACUACUGUGACCUGGCCGUAUUACUACGCCAGCUUGGUGGGCUCAUUACCUUGACACAAGAUAUAGGCUUGCCUGAAGAUCACAGGAGUUUGGAGUCAUUACUGAACAGCAUAGAUGUAAGCUCAUUUCUCAAAUAUCAAUAUGGAUAUUAUAUUACGGUAGUGAAUGCCACAAACUGCCAGGUCAUCCAUGAGACAUUUGUUUCACAUGCCGACCAGAGCGUGGCACAAACUGCCAGGUCAUCCAUGAAGCAUUUGUUUCACAUGCCGGCCAGAGCGUGGCACAAACUGCCAGGUCAUCCAUGAAGCAUUUGUUUCACAUGCCGACCAGAGCGUGGCACAAACUGCCAGGUCAUCCAUGAAGCAUUUGUUUCAAAUGCCGGCCAAAAUUUGGGAAAAUGUAUUAGUUUCUCAAGUAUUUGUUUAACUAUUUAAUUAUUUUAAAAGUUAUGCUAGAGCGGUACGUUCAAAAAGCCAUGUUAUGUAAAAAAUGAAAGAAAAUAAAACUCAUAAGUUUCUACUCUGAUAAUUAGUACAAGUAGCAAUCUUUUCAAUGAAUUCCAAUAUAUUUUGAGUUAAGCCCUGGGUUUGGCAAGAUCCAUGAGUUUGUCCAGCUCUUUUGUUUCAUUCAAAGGAUCAAUUAUAAAAUAUGCAUUUCUAUUAAACAAAAUUAUUUUCCUAACUCUUUAAAAAAAAAAAAAAUCCUCUCAAAUCGAAUUUCUAUUUAAAAAAAUUAAUUUUGAGGUUAAAUUCUGUCUUUUUUUUUCUACUUGUAUAUUCACUAAAUUGUAAUUGUUAUCUGCAGAAUUUGAAUGUUAAGUGGUGUUCACAUUUAAACCAAACAUCAGGUUUGGCCAGGUCUAAGAAAUCUGGGAUCAGCCAUGACUGGAUCAGUGACACUAAAGUGGCGAAGGAUAUUUUUGCCACCAAAAAUAAGCAAGUGUUUAAAACCUAUCCAAAGAAAGCAAGUGAUCAGCUCAAGCACAAGGCUCGCCAGACAUGCCAACCUAAGCCACAGCUGAGGAAGCCGGGUAAAGGACCCUUAGGAAAAGAAAAUAGAUCUGCAUUGGCUCCCAAAAGUAAGUUUGAUUUUUCUGUCAUAAUUCCAUUUUGGCUUCCUUAUGAAAAUGGACUUGGUGUUAAAUGUGAAACUUUAGAACUUUGUCGUUUUUGUCCUAAGAAUGAUAUUUUUGAAAAGUUAGGACUAAAUUACAUUUAAACUAGUCAUCUGAUUAGGUUUUUUAACUGGCUAUUUUGUUUCAGGUUCAAUUUGUGCUUCAAUAUCAUUUCCAUUUUAUUGUUACACAACCACAUGGAUUAUAACGUUUUAAAUUAUAUUUUUGCUAAAUGUACGCUUAACAAUCUUUAAAAUUAGAAGAAAACAUUUCGUUAUAAAAUUUUUUAAACCAAAGCAAUAAAUGCCCCAAAUAACAUCUACUACUUGUCCCCACUCACUCAGCGAAGCAGCAAGGCUUUUCAGUAGGAACAGUCCAUCAGAAACAAAGGCCCAGUACUGCUCCCUACAGAGGACCAAAUAUUGGUGAACAAUCAACCUGGAAUCCUGCCAUGGUAAGUAUAUUAGCUAAAAAAAAAGUACCUCUUAAAAUGAUUGUUUCUCUCAGGCCCUUCUGUGCCUGUCUGCAUGUUUCUCUCAGGCCCUUCUGUGCCUGUCUGCAUGUUUCUCUCUGGCCCUUCUGUGCCUGUCUGCAUGUUUCUCUCAGGCCCUUCUGUGCCUGUCUGCAUGUUUCUCUCAGGCCCUUCUGUGCCUGUCUGCAUGUUUCUCUCAGGCCCUUCUGUGCCUGUCUGCAUGUUUCUCUCAGGCCCUUCUGUGCCUGUCUGCAUGUUCCUCUCAGGCCAUUCUGUGCCUGUCUGCAUGUUUCUCUCAGGCCCUUCUGUGCCUGUCUGCAUGUUUCUCUCAUGCCCUUCUGUGCCUGUCUGCAUGUUUCUCUUAGGCCCUUCUGUGCCUGUCUGCAUGUUUCUCUCAGGCCCUUCUGUGCCUGUCUGCAUGUUUCUCUCAGGCCCUUCUGUGCCUGUCUGCAUGUUCCUCUCAGGCCCUUCUGUGCCUGUCUGCAUGUUUCUCUCAGGCCCUUCUGUGCCUGUCUGCAUGUUUCUCUCAGGCCCUUCUGUGCCUGUCUGCAUUUUCCUCUCAGGCCCUUCUGUGCCUGUCUGCAUGUUCCUCUCAGGCCCUUCUGUGCCUGUCUGCAUGUUUCUCUCUGGCCCUUCUGUGCCUGUCUGCAUGUUUCUCUCUGGCCCUUCUGUGCCUGUCUGCAUGUUCCUCUCAGGCCCUUCUGUGCCUGUCUGCAUGUUUCUCUCUGGCCCUUCUGUGCCUGUCUGCAUGUUCCUCUCAGGCCCUUCUGUGCCUGUCUGCAUGUUUCUCUCAUGCCCUUCUGUGCCUGUCUGCAUGUUUCUCUUAGGCCCUUCUGUGCCUGUCUGCAUGUACCUCUCAGGAAUAUGUGCCUGUCUGCAUGUUUCUCUCUGGCCCUUCUGUGCCUGUCUGCAUGUUCCUCUCAGGCCCUUCUGUGCCUGUCUGCAUGUUUCUCUCUGGUCCUUCUGUGCCUGUCUGCAUGUUCCUCUCAGGCCCUUCUGUGCCUGUCUGCAUGUUUCUCUCUGGCCCUUCUGUGCCUGUCUGCAUGUUCCUCUUAGGCCCUUCUGCGCCUGUCUGCAUGUUUCUCUCUGGCCCUUCUGUGCCUGUCUGCAUGUUUCUCUCUGGCCCUUCUGUGCCUGUCUGCAAAACAGUUUUUAAAAUGUGAUACAUCCUGUUUAAAGGGAUUUUCAAAUAAAUAAAUAAAUAAAACUAAAUUAGACUCUGACAUUAAUUGCAGCUCAUUAAAUCAGUCUAUCUUUCUUUUUUUUUUUAUGCCACUGAAUAAUUUCACAUAUGUUUUAGUUAAUUGUAUUGAAUAAUGUGCUACAAUUUACAGAAUAAAGAACAAGUUCAAGACGCAUUGUCCAAUCAGAGGAGGGCAUGGAUUGAAAUGGCAGCAGCUAAGUUUGACAAAGCCAGUUCUGAACCUUUAUCACCCAGGUAAAUAAUAUGCCUUGCUUGCAGCCACUAAACAUUUGUCAAAGAAAUAGAGCGGCUCUUAUAAAGGGUUGUCAACUACUGUCAAAGAAAUAGAGCGGCCCUUAUAAAGGGUUGUCAACUACUGUCAAAGAAAUAGAGCAGCUCUUAUAAAGGGUUGUCAACUACUGUCAAAGAAAUAGAGCAGCUCUUAUAAAGGGUUGUCAACUACUGUCAAAGAAAUAGAAUAAGAUUAAAGCUCAAUGCAGGACAACAAAAUCCUUGAUUGUGUCCCAUGACAUGUUCCUGAAAACACGUCAAUAAAGUUGACACACACGCACAUACACACACAGACACACACCUGUGAAAUUCUUCAUCCUCCUUUUCUUAGCAAGAGGAAAGGUGUGAACUUUGACCUGGCUGGCCAUCCAACAACGUCACCACUCCACUUGCGGAGCACCAACUCAUCCCCUUCAAAUUGUACAGAAUCUCCUUUUUAUGUUGCCCAAGUACCAGAUGGCGAUGUCAGGUAGAAAUUUUUAGUCAUCAUUUGAGACAGCCAAGGUCUAUUUUUUUUUAUCUGUACUGUUAAUUCUUUCCUGUCUUAAUCUUGAUUCAGUGAGAGUUACACAGUAAAAGUGAGAGUUACACAGUUAAAGUGAGAGUUACACAGUUAAAGUGAGAGUUACACAGUUAAAGUGAGAGUUACACAGUUAAACAGUUUUUUUCCAGAUACAAUAUUCAAAUCAUGAUUUUAAAGGAAAAUGUAAUUAAACCCCCCACUAGAUGAGUCUACUGCCGGGCAGUUUGAUGGGUCAAUGUCCACCGGGGGGAACAACUCUGUCUAGCUUAUGCUUUUGUCCUCCUGCCCACACUGGAUGAUGACAUGCAAUAACAAAAAAAUUUUGGGGGGGGGGGGAAUAGUAGAUUUCUCUAAUUUCUCUAUCUACUACAUUCUUCUUUGAUAUUGCACUGUGUUCAAAAGCACAAGCUGCACACAAUGAAAACUCCGCGCUUACAGCCAACAAGAUGGCUGACACCCCAAUCCGAACCCCACUACGAUCGUCUAACAACAACACUCAGGAAUACUCAGCAGCAACCUAAAACCGCUUUCGGUUCUGAGAACUCUCAACACCAACUUAACCUGCAGACUCGGGGCCCCAUGUUCACCCGGCAUUUCUUCAUCUGACUUUGUUUACUGAACUGUACCAGCAACCAAUCACAACAGGCCCCCACAGAAAACCAUUCCCCCAUUCAUGACCAAGCAACAGGACCCAAAACACGCUCCACACCAGUUCAUAACAGAACAUUUUCAAGCAAUCUUUUUUUUUUUAUAUAUAUAUAAUUCAAUUGAAAAUGUGCAUGGAGCCCAAGUCACCAAUAAAAAAUGUGAUCAGAUUUAAACUACUUUUAAGUAUGCUUGAAAGAAUAGUUAUAACGUAUUGUUGUAACAAUAGUUAUUUGUCUAUUCGUAGGGAAAUGUUUCCAGACAAGCAGACUGCUGGGGUAAAUAUGCUUUUCUUAUUUAUUAGAAAAUAGUUGAUGCAAAGUGGCGGCGGCGUCUUUGGGUGGGUGCUAAGGGUGUGGACCAGACAGGCAUCACGACUUGGAGGGACGACACCAGAACAAAUGCCUUUUGAAAUUUUUAUCAUAACGGAGGGUUCUGUAUGGCCUGGGAUAGGAUGAUGGUUGGGGCGACACUAUAAAACUGUAUUGUGGGACACCAUCCCUAUCCUAGUAACACCACUGCAUAGAGCAGGGGUCUCAAACUCAAAUCAUCCGGGGGCCGCAGGAGGUAGAGUCUGAAUGAGACUGGGCCGCAUCAAGUAUUCCACAAAAAAGCAACUACAAACUCAAUAACAUACAACUGUGACAAUCUGCUCAACCUUUAUAAAAAGCAAAUAAAAACAUUAAGGGUUCUCAAGAACUAGGCUUGACUUUCUUCCUCCUACUCAUUGUUGCCAGAGACCUGGCAGUGCUUCUUCUUACACAGCUGAGCAACAUUUGGCUUGAGUGAGAAAUCAACUGAGACCCUCGGUAUAGUUUGAAGAUGCUCAUCGGUAAGUUUGGCCCUGACCUUUCACUUGUCAAAGUUCAUAGUGGGAAAAGAGCUUUUCACACAGAUAGGUCCUCUCAAAAAAGGCACAUGAACCGCUUGAGCAACCUGGAAAUCUCAGGGAAGGAGGAGGGCAAUGCUCCCAUAAACUGCCCAUGAGUGUCUGUCUCUCCAUUCACUCCCUGAACUUAGAAUUGCACUGAAGAUCAAUCAGCUCCAUUUGAAGUGCAAAAAAAAAACAAAAAAAAAAAAAAAAAAAAAAAAAAAAAAAAAAAAAAAAAAAAAAAAAAUGGGGGGGGGGGGGGGCAUCUUCCACAUUAAAGGAGAAAGGCUCAGCAAAAAGUUUAAAAGUGGCUGUGUGUGUUUUGAAGUCUAAAAAAUGUGAUCAAAUUCUUCCUUUAGCUUUGCAAUGGCAUCAGUAUACUUACUACUGAAUGGUGUGCCUGAGUCCAUGAAUACUUUGCAUGUUGGGAACUGGCAGAGGUUUCUUUAAGAACCAUAACACAAGUUUUGUGCAGAAUGCCCUGAAAUUGUCAUAGGCAACACUGACAAGCUACCCCUGGUCUCGUAACUUCUUGUUGAGUACACUCAUCUCCUGUGUAAUGUCAACAAGAAAAGCCAAGUCCAUGAGCCAUUUGGGAUCACUUAGUGCAGGAACAACCACCUCAUAGUGGUGGUUGUUGAAGGUCCAUGAAGGCUUUAAAUGCUAAAAUGUGUUCAUACAGUAAGCAGGAGCAGAAAAUAUUUAUGAAUUAUUGUUGCGAAGGAAGAAGCUAUUGUAGGGAGAAUGAAUUUUGAUUUUUUGUGUGUAGAAAAGCCUUUUUGACUAACUCUAUUUGAAAGUGACCAAGCUGACAGGCUUGGAAUUUCCCUCACUCGUAAACACUAGUGGCAAUUAUAAUAGGGAUUCUUUGAUACUGAAUCCGAUAGCUACGAUUUACACAAUUACAUGGUUGUGCGUUACCCAUUAACUGACCUUUUAAAACUUUUCUUAAAACCGCACUCUUGCCAUGUUUGUAUCAUAAUAUGCGAUAAAAUAAAAACUUUUAGUCCGAUUAUAAAACUGUUCUUACCAUUAUAAUCAAAAUACAAAUAUAUACAAUAUAUGUUUAGUAUCCAUAUUACACUUUUAUGAUAUCUACACUGCCUGUUGUUUUGUUUAGUCCAAGAUUGGCACAUCAUCAAACUGUGGAUUCAGGCCCCUUCCAGAAACUGGCAGACUUAGGUACGUACUAAAUAAUGGAGUGGUUCAUUGAGGUUGACCUUGUGUUUAUACCUGCUUGUUGGCAUUGAUGAAGGUCCACAUUUUUGUAAAACAGAGUAGAUUGAUUGUGGAUACUGCCUACUUUUUAAAAAUCCUGGUGGUUCCUAAAUCAUAAUUGUUUUUUUUUUUAUAUACUUGAUUCCAGUAAUUUGAGUAGGACCAAUGAAAACAGACCCAACGAUAUAUUUAAAUUUACCGUACAGUCUUCCAGUCAAUGUUUACAUAGCUAAACCAUGGCAGUGACCAAUGAUAUGAAAGCAGAACUAAUCUACUUGAUCUUUUCUCACAGAAAAUAAACAGUUAUUUACCUACGUGAUUGUACUCCAUAUCUAUGUGGUUGUACCCCAUAUCUACGUGGUUGUUCCGGAUAUCUAUGUGGUUGUACCCCAUAUCUACGUGGUUGUUCCGGAUAUCUAUGUGGUUAUACCCCAUAUCUACGUGGUUGUACUCCAUAUCUAGUAUCUCACUGAAAAAUUAUUUUAGUCACCAAGUCAAAAAUCCCUUGCACCAAUUUUAUGCACUGUGUAUUUAAAGAUGAAGACAAUGAUUGUUGUGUAAAAAGUAGCUUAUAAACACCAUGAUAUUUUGAGAGUAUUUUAAAAGUAUUCACAGGGAGUAUUUUAAGAGUAUAUUCAUUUUAUAAAUAUGUGACAUUUAAACGGUUUCUUGAUCAAACAUUUUCUGCAGGUCUGCUGAUGUGUCCAACUCUUUCAUUGAUGAAGUUGAACAUCGCUUGCUCUCCAGAUUGCUGAAACAAAAUGGAGUGUCAAGAACAUACGAGGGCAACUCAAAAAAGUUGGAAUCCCAGAAAAUAUUGGUAAAGAGUGUAAACAUUUUUCACCUUAGUGACAGGAGAGUGUGACUGUAAUAAUGGUCACUCUCUUUCCAAACUCAUUGUAUUUAUAGCUUGCCUGAAAUAACACAUUUCUUUAAACCAUUUUCAUAUUUUAAAAUUUAUUAAAACACAUUACUCUAUUAUUGCAGUCAGAAGUUGAUGAGCGCACAAGUUCGGUCGAUCUUGGUGAUUGGUCUGACCACCUUGUGGAGGAAGAAAUCCGUGCGGAAGCAGUUUCAUUAGUUGAUGCCCCAACUUUGGAGAAUAUCAAACUUAGGCUCAAUGAAAUGCAGGUAUUAAGUUGUAAUAGGAAAGUGCAUGAAAAUUUUAUACCCAAAAAGAAAUAUGUACUGCCAUAUCACCAAUGUAGUCAAAUGAAAUACAGAGUCACAUGAUAAUGAAUUAGGCACUUUAUUACAAUAAGAUCGAAUUCACAUGAUAAAUAAAUAAAUUCACUUAUAACACAGGAUAUCCAUAAAUAUAUAUGUGUUCACUUCUGUGUUCAUUAAUUAUCUUUACUUCUGUCCUCACAAUGAUCACACACUUUACUAUAGCACAAACUCAUAACACGACCUCUUAAUACGGCUGUCUACACUCGUCCGUAAUAUCUCUACAUUUGUUGCCUCUCAAUUGAUUCCAUCCAACAUCAAAACAGCAUACACACACACACAGUUAUACUGUUACAGCUUUUAAAUUUUUAAAACGGCAGAUCACACAUAGUAGAAAUAAUACAUUCCGUACAAAGGUUGAUUAAAUCAAAUUGUCCUUGUUCAAAGGGAUCAAUCUAUGUUAAAUGUAAUCAUUGGUGUCCAUUUGAAGUUUGUUGGCAAUGAACAAGUUUUAACUUAUGUUCUUGAUUAAAUACUUGUAUUUCUUGUUAACAAAGUUGUUGUUUAUGGCAACCAAAUUAAUAGUGCUUACCCUAAAAAAUCCGAUGUCAACUUUACUUGCUGAUGGGCUGCACUUACAGACUCAAUAAACAUUUUACAUAACACUAUUCAGAACAUCACAUAAGUAAACUAAGGAUACAUCUAUACAUAAAUGCCAUCAAUAAACAUUCUAGAGAACACUAUCCACAACAUGGCAUCAAUAAACAUAGUAGAGAACACUAUUCAGAACUUGCCAUCAAUAAAUAAUUGACACUGAUCUUAAUUUUACCCCACACAGCUGUGCCCUCUCGUAGGUUUAGAGAAUUAUUUACUUUAUUUGAACUUGUCGUUUUUUUCCCUUUCUUUAAGAGAGAGCAGAGAGAAAUUAGUGAGAGAUGGUCUUCUCUUAAGUUUGCUGAUGUGCAACAGAGAUCUAAAAGACUGACAUCAAGUAAUCAUUUUACACCAUUUUUCCUUUAGAGGCUCAUUAAAGGGAACUUUAAAUUAAAUUGAAUUAAAUUACACAUCAUAAAAAUAACAGCUCUUGUAAUCUUUGAAUCUUUGCUUGUUACAGGAAAAAAACAAUUACUUUCUAGGACAAUAGAUUAAAAGAAUAUUCAAAAACAGUGAAAUGAAAUGAUUGGGUUCGUUUUUCUUGAAUGUGAGUUAGCUCAACACUAUCUAGGUUUCAAUAGCUUCACUGCAAUCCAUGUUUGUAAGUUACAACAAUAGGAGUUGUAUUGGUGUGUGACAUCCUAAAUAUCUCUGCCAUGAUACAGACCUCAUGAUGGUUUGGGAAAAACAUCUUUGCACUUUUACUGACAUGAAAAGUAAAAAAAAAUAUACAAAUAAUCAUUCAGGUGUUGUCGUCGUCCCCCCCGUCCCCCCCAACCGCACCCCAUUUUUACACUUAUUUUAAUGUUGUAAUCUCCAUGUUUCUCCUGCAAUCCUAUUCUAAUAUUUUACUUGACUUGCCCAGGUGAGCAUGCACCCCGUAACCCUCCGGCCAUUCAGGUCACAAGAAUGACUGCACUGGAUGGGAAGCACAGUUCCAGAGGGUUUGUUACACCAUUGAUUUGAUGUGCUCUGAAUUUAUGAAACUUUACCCACCCAGUGUCUUGUCGGUGUCUUUUAUUCCAUAAAAUAUGAUCUUCAUUUGCAAAUUUUCCUAUUUCAUUAUUUUAUUUUCCUGACAAUGGUAAUAAAUGUUUUUUUUAUGUUUACAUUAAAGGUAGUGUUGCCAGUUUUACAAAAGAAAAAAAAAAUUGAAGAUAAUUUCCUUGAUCGGAAAAAGAUUAAAACAAAAUUAUCUCAUAUUUCAAGUGACACAGAUCGUGUCAUAUUUCAAGUGACACAGAUCAUGUCAUAUUUCAACUGACACAGAUCAUGUCAUACUUCAACUGACACAGAUCAUGUCAUAUUUCAACUGACACAGAUCAUGUCAUAUUUCAACUGACACAGAUCAUGUCAUAUUUUAACUGACACAGAUCAUGUCAUAUUUGAACUAACACAGAUCAUGUCAUAUUUCAACUCACACAGAUCUCUGUCAUAUUUCAAUUGACAAAGAUCAUGUCAUAUUUCAACUGACAAAGAUUCAGUUGUUUUCCAUUUCUUUUAUAUUUAGUUGUUUUCUUUUUGCAACAUUGAAAGAAUCAUAAUUUUAAAAUGUAAAUUUUGAGACAUAUUAAUUUUUUUUUUUAUGAACUUACUGCACUAAUUAUGAAAAUUAUUAUGCAACCAUGCUGUUUAAAAUCUUGAAAUAAAUAAUUAUAAGUUUUAAGAAUUUUGAAGACGCUUCCCAUUGCUAUUUUGCUCGUUAAAUUCAAAAGUAAUUUAUAAAAUUAUUAACUCCAUAAAUGUAGAACUUCGGUAAUCUUCUACUCCAGGCCAGAGCGUACAGCAUGGACAGAAGAGCCCCUCAUCUUCACCAGACAGGACAGCAGCCAUCAAGUUAGACAAAUCAACACCCAUGUUGUGGAGAAGCAAAAAGUAGUGGCGUCUAAGAAAAUGUUGACCUUUAGCCAAACAGCGGUGGAAAAAAUCCAGUUGGAGCGUCAGAGAUACGAGAGUUAUCUUCGGAAGCGAUCACACCAUCCGUCUGGCCAUUUUGACCCAUGGAAACUUGUAGAGGAGUGAGACUCUCUUUGAUAAUCUUUUUUUUACUUUGUCAUAUAAUCCCUCUUUUACUUUGUCAUAUAAUCCCUCUUUUACUUUGUCAUAGCAUCUUUCUUUUACAAAUUGUCUUAUAAUCUCUCUUUUACUUUAUCAUUAUCAUCUCUCUUUUAAACUGUUCUAUAAACUCUCCUAUACACUGUACUAUAAUCUCUCUUUUACACUGUACUAUAAUCUCUCUUUUACACUGUACUAUUAUCUCUCUUUUACACUGUCCUAUAAUCUCUCUUUUUCUUUGUCAUAUAAUCUCUCUCUUGUACACUGUUCUAUAAUCUCUCUUUUACACAGCCUAUAAUCUCUCUUUUACACUGUCCUGUAAUCUCUCUUUUACAUUGACCUAUAAUCUCUUUUUUUUUCUUUACAUUGUCCUAUAAUGUCUCCUUUACAUAAUCUCCACUCCAUCAUUUUAUAAUCCCUCCAUUGCACUGUCUGAUAAAGCCUGUGUUACAGUGUCCUAAAAUAACUCAUAGGCCGAUCAUUUCUUACCAAUGGCUGUGACUGUCUUUGUUAUAUUUCCUGUGUUUAUGAAAAAUGUCAGGUCAGCUUCCUCUCUUUAAAAAAGUUACUGGUAUUGUACAGGGAUAACUCUUGCUGGGCUUCAGUUACCUUUUCCUUAAUUUGGUGUGGAGGAGAGACACAGGAAAUUACUGAGCGCCAUAAAUCUGAGAUCAUGUCAAGUUAUUAUGAGUGUAUCAAAUAAGUCAAACUAAGUCACAAAGCCCAAAUGUUCUGGCCCAGGUGCUCCCAAUAACAGCAGCAACAACAACAGCAACAACAACCACCUUUCCUCUGUACCCACUGUGCCCAACACCUCACCUGAACAUUCUGGAAAAAUUUUCUAUGAUUUUUUUAUUCUAAAAAUUUUUUACAGAAUAUCUGACGAAAUUCUCGAUGAUUGCCUCCAGGAAGUGGCCAGGGAGCUGGAGUCAGUCAAUGAGGCAAUAGCCAAUGACAUGUUCAAGUCUGAGUUCAUGGUGGACAAAGCUGCGGCUGAUGUCAGCUUGACCUCACGAGGUGGCGACAUUACCGGCACUCUGACACGGGAGGAAGGGUUAGUGAGUCCCCGCCAGCAGGGCUGGGGCGGCGGGGAUGCUCCUGGUGUGAACUUUGACCCAAUGGCCUCCCCGGAGAGCCCGAAACAGAACAAGUUCCAUGAGACGGCACAGUUUUCACCCCAGAAGAUAAACACGUUUAAAUAUUCUGGGGAAUCUGUGCAGCUUCUGCCCGAUGACCUUUCCGACAAGGUCGUGGUGAUUAACACUGCUGCCAAGGCCACCAUGGUGAAUAACACAGGUGUCAAGGUAAAGGACACUUCAAAUCACUCAUCGGAUAACUCUGAAUCUGAGCACAUUUCUCCAGAGUCAUCUCUGUCCGAGCUAACACCAAAUAAACCUGGUACCCAGGAGAAGGAGAUAUCUGAGGAGAAGGAAAGAUCUGAAGAGGAGGAGAGACCUGAGGAGAAGGAAAGAUCUGAAGAGGAGGAGAGAUCUGAGGAGGAGGAGGAGAGAUCUGAUGAAAAGGAACAUAGGGAGCGUGUAAUCAGCAGCGGGGCUGUAGUAGAAGAUGACGAGGAAUAUUCUGAUGAGGAUUUUGAAGAUGAUAACGAUGAUGGUGAUGAUCACGACAGUGAUGAUGAUGGUGAUGAUAUCUAAAACUGUGAAACAUGAAUCAUUUAAAAUGUAAUUAUAAGAUAAUUGUUACACACUGACCUCUGAUAAGUUACCUGGCACUGUUGGCCAUUGAUACUUUUCGAUCUGUUUCAGUUGAUGGUGAUGUUGUCAGGGAGUUUGAGGAGGUAUUCAAUAAUUUUUAUCUGCAGACAUUCAAUUUCUUGUUUACUUGGUGGAGCCAAUGAUCUCCUUUUAAAAUCUGAUUUGAUGCACAUGAACAAAUGAUGGCGUUCAAUGUGGCCUUUGAUUUAUUUGACUCAAAUACUCUGGGACAACUUUAAUUGAAGAUCUGUUUACUGUUAAGUUUUUUUUUACCUGAUUGUUAAAUUAUUAGAAGAUUUAUAUUUGUCUUCUUCUUACCUUUUUAAACACAUUUAUUUAUUUGUGUUUUUACUUGACUCUUGUCAACUAGAAUACUCUUGUGGUAUAUCACAUGAUAGAUCUGAUGGGUUGGGUUACAACCAGGGUUGGUGGCGUCUGAUCGUGACCUACUUCUCAAGGGUAGAACUCUUCAUAGCCUCAUUUAGGAUUUACUCCCUCUACUGAAGGUUUCCCCC
Molecule: messenger RNA, 17688 nt
Organism: Lymnaea stagnalis (great pond snail)
Lineage: Eukaryota; Metazoa; Mollusca; Gastropoda; Lymnaeidae
Source: the annotation of a GenBank genome assembly